GUUGAUAACGCAGAAUUGACCGGUGUCCCGGUCUGGAAUUCUGUUCCUUGCCGAUUCAGUUACAACAAAAAUGGCAACGCCAACCUAAUUUUCCAACGAAAACUUCCAAAACCUCAUUUCACGACGUCGUUUUGCUCUCUCCUUCUCCUCCUCUAUAUAAAUUUCACCUUCUUCGAGUUUCUCCCUCAGUCUCGUGCAGUUUGAAACAACACAGGAGAGGGAGAAAGAGAAACCCCGAUCUUCCUCUUUCCAUCUCUGCUUUCGGUCCUUUCUAGAUUCGUUGCAUUUCAUCACUCCUAUUCCAAUCCAAAUCCUUAAAAGCGAAAUCAAGUUAACGUGUUUGAUUGAGAUGAAACUUGACGGGGCUCCCUAGCAACAGGGAAAGAGAAAAUGCCGAGGCUCAUGUUCAUGAGAAAGUGCUUCUGUUUCUGACAGUGGCUUCAAUGAUUACUGCUGUUGCAUCGUAAAUUUGUUCAUCUAUCAUGAUGUGGAGUUUUGCAUCUAAUGCCCUUACAAGCCUUAGAACGAAAAGAUGCUCCAAACAGUUAAGUGAAACUAAUGCAGAAUGCUCGGAUGAUGAGGUCUGCUCUAAUUCCAGCAGAGACGAAGGGCUGGAAUGUCCAAUAUGCUGGGAAUCGUUCAACAUAGUUGAGAAUGUGCCCUAUGUCUUAUGGUGUGGCCACACCCUCUGUAAAAAUUGUGUCUUAGGACUGCAAUGGGCUGUGGUGAAUUUUCCUACUCAGCAAAUCAGGAUCCCGUUCUUCAUUUCUUGUCCAUGGUGCCAUUUGUUAUCAUUCCGGAUCAUUUACAAUGGAAAUCUUAAAUAUCCUUGCAAGAACUUCUUCCUUCUUUGGAUGGUUGAGAGUCUGAAUGGGGAUCGGCAUAAGCUUGUUUCCUCAUGUGGGGACACUCAACCAAUUUGGUCUCCCAAGUGCAACCUUCUGGGAAGUCAAGUUAAUUCUUGUAACCAAAGAAGGGCCUCAAUGAGUCCAUAUUCUAGACAGGUGGGAUCUGACCGUGAUGUUGGUGCUAGUGGAGAGACACACUACUUUUCUCUUCACAAAUCUCUGGAUUUCUUUCUUCGUUUUACAUCCAAGUUCCCAUUGAUCGUUAUUUUUCUGCUGAUUGCCCUUUUUGCGGUUCCUGGCAGUGUUGUUAUUUUAAUCCUUUACUUACUACUCACUAUUCUUUUUGCCAUACCAUCAUUCCUCGUAUUGUACUUUGCAUACCCUACGAUCCAGAGGCUGAUAAGAGAAAUUACAUCUUAAGAUGUAUCCUUCAGCAGACUGUUACAUCUUGUGAAUCCGACUUCAGCAAAUUCACAAUAUAUUUUUGGGUUGAUUGUUGUUCUCUGGUAAUUUCUUUCCCUGUUAGUUUUAGGUUGUCAUAAUGGUUCCACAUCUUUUGUAAUUUUUAUGCAAUCUUCAUGUCAACUAUAUGUUGAAAAUCUGGAGAGGAAUUUUAUUUUUUGGCAGUUGUA
Vigna radiata var. radiata (mung bean) is the source of this 1480-nucleotide messenger RNA. RefSeq lists its product as uncharacterized. The record is from RefSeq and is a predicted model, not a curated record. The transcript is spliced from 2 exons. The coding region runs from base 483 to 1268 and encodes 261 amino acids. Lineage: Eukaryota; Viridiplantae; Streptophyta; Magnoliopsida; Fabales; Fabaceae.